CAUGUAGUGUGACAUGACAGUGUUGUCUGCUGUCAGGCUCUUGUUUCUACCAGUAGCUGACACAGCCAGACUGUCAGGCUGACUGUCAGACAUGGACAAUAAAAAAGCAGCAGAGGAUCUGACUGAUUACUUUAAAACAUACUUUGGGAACAAUCUUCAAAAAGAGCUACUGAAAGCUCCCCCAUCCACUGACUAUGUCUUGGCUCCCACCACUCACCUCAUCAGGAAGAGAAGAGAGGAGCUGGACAUACACAAAGCCAUGGAGGCCCUUCAAGAGGUGAUACACGCGCACACACUGACUUCUGACCCUUUGCCCGCUCCUCCUGUGUGUGUGUGUGUCUAUCAGGACUUUGCCAUGACCCUGAUGGCCCAGCGUGUCAGAGAUAAAGAGCUGAAGGAGAGGGAGGUUAAGUUAAAGGAAUACCUCAGAAACUUCAACGCGUUUCUCCAGGAGAAUAAAUUGAAAAACGUCCGUGCGUUGAAGAUAGCAGUGAAGGAGAGAGAGCUAGCUCGUCAGAAAGCAGGGAACCUACUCAUCCUGAAACAGGAGCUCAAGGCUCUCACUAAAGAGAGAGUAAAGAUUGCCGCUCUUGUAGAGAAACAUGAAAUCUACUCCCGCUUUCUAGAUAAAGUGGUCAAAGCCAGCAAGCAGGUAAUGAGAGAUAUGAUAAGAUGGAAGAGACCAUCUCCCCAUAGAGGGGGUCCAGUUUGUAUAGUUGAGGAGGCAAGUAACCAUUUUGUGAACAUUAUUCUAACAGUGUUAGAAUCCUCUCAGUUCCAGGAGGCGUGGCAGGUGAUGUCCAGGGUGGACACUCUGGUCCAGACCAGGGAAGAACUACUGACCAGCAUCAAGCAGAACCAGGAGUGUUGUGAGACGGUCCGGACCCAGCUGACCCAGUACCUGGAGCAGAACGAGGACCGCCUGCUGCACUACAACAACAGGCUGGCCAAGCUACAUAGGAUUCUGGACAGAGUACACAGUGAGACCAUGCUAUGGGAGUCUCGGUGGGCUCACAUCCAAAAUACGGCAACUACGAAGACCAUGCUCCUGGCCACCAUCAAGAUGGCCACCGUCAACCUGUACCAGACUACCAACAAGAAGGCCCAGGAUGGGUGGGGCGAGGUCGCUCUGAAGGACACUCUCAAACAGCUGGAUAAGGUUCAGAAAUUCCUCUCCAACCUCCAUCUGUAUUUGGGAGAAGGUCAACCAAGUACAAACAAGUCCACAUUUCCAACCCUAACCCACCUUACCCUGAAUCAUAUACACACUCUAAAGCCUCUUACUAAAGACUGA
Salmo salar (Atlantic salmon) is the source of this 1294-nucleotide messenger RNA. The record is from RefSeq and is a predicted model, not a curated record. Lineage: Eukaryota; Metazoa; Chordata; Actinopteri; Salmoniformes; Salmonidae.